This is a messenger RNA of Gasterosteus aculeatus aculeatus (three-spined stickleback), 523 nucleotides long. Lineage: Eukaryota; Metazoa; Chordata; Actinopteri; Perciformes; Gasterosteidae. The record is from RefSeq and is a predicted model, not a curated record.
CUCGACUCUCUUUGAAGAUGAAGAUGGUGAUGAUGAUGUUGAUGAUGGUGGUUUUUAUCUCUGCUGGUCAUCUUCCUCCUCCUCUCAUGAGUUCUCACCUGCUGAACAUCAGAGAGGGAAACUCCACCAGUGUCUCACCUGUGGCGCCCCCCAUCGCGCGACGGUGCGUCUUCUCCACCUGUCUCACAGCCAACCUUGGCUCCUCCCUUCAGGUCGGGGACGAGGAGGCCGGUGCCGCCGCUUCUGACCCGUUUGGCAAUGGAAAGAAGUGACAGAAAGCAACUGCUUGCAUUAUCAUCUGUGAUCGUUUAUUAAUGAAAAGCACCCUGGGAGUUGUGGUUCACAGUGAAGUAGCUGGUGUUUAAAUAUAAGUGUGUUUAUCAGCUUUUAUUUCUUUCUAAUCAGAUGAGAUAAACAAUUACAUAAGUAGUCAGAGCAGUUCUGAGGAUUUGUUCAAAUGUGAUUAAAAUAAUCAAUAUUAUUGUGUUGUCCUUCUGAUUGAAUAAAAUGUAGUCAAAUUUCA